This is a messenger RNA of Gryllus bimaculatus (two-spotted cricket), 423 nucleotides long. The record is from the annotation of a GenBank genome assembly. Lineage: Eukaryota; Metazoa; Arthropoda; Insecta; Orthoptera; Gryllidae.
AUGUACUAAUUUCUUCUUGAAAACUUGCUCUUCCAUUCUUGAAUUGUCGUGGUGUUCCCUAGGCGGCGGUGGCGAGGCCGACCCAGCCGGUGCGACGUCUCCGGCGUCUCCGGCAGCGGCGGCGGCGGGUGGCGGCAACGCAGGCGUCGCCGGCGGUGCGGGCGGCGGUGGCGGCGCGGGCGGGGCCGGGGGCGCGUCCAACGAGUCGCGGCCCGACUUCAUCGAGAUCGACCACGCGCUGCUGACGGCGAAGGCGAAGACGGCGUCGCAGGAGGCGCCGGCGCUGACGGCGCUGACGUCGCUGACGUCGCGGCUGCCCGUGGCGCCGGCGGUGCCGCCCCCGCCCCGCCCCGGCCGCCCGCCGCCCCCGACGCCCCCGCGCGGCGCUCCCGCCGCCCGCGCCCACGCCCAACGACACCGACA